UCUGUUUUGACGUAUUUCCGGAGCUCCUACUCUACGGAGUUCUGUGCGGGAGGGCAGGGCUUCAGUGCUUGCGGAUUCUCGGAGAACCUUUCGUUUCACUUGUUUGGUAGUGCCACCCUUCGAGCCCAGCGCCAUGGGAGUGACUUGGACCCUAAGAUACUGUCAGGAGUGGGACUUGAGAAUAUAGCCUCUCCGGACCAAGAUGCACCUGCGGACAGGGCCAGAGGGGGUGAGGGGAGAUGAACGAGUGUGUCCCAGAUGCCUGUGGCUGAGGGCAAGAGUGUCCAGCAGACAGUGGAGCUCCUCACCCGGAAACUGGAGAUGCUGGGGGCAGAGAAGCAGGGAACGUUUUGUGUGGACUGUGAGACUUACCACACAGCUGCUUCCACUCUUGGCAGUCAAGGUCAGCCUGGGAAGCUGAUGUACGUGAUGCACAACUCUGAGUACCCGCUGAGCUGCUUCGCCCUCUUCGAGAACGGCCCGUGCCUCACCGCUGACACCAACUUCGAUGUGCUCAUGGUGAAGCUCAAGGGCUUCUUCCAGAGCGCGAAGGCCAGCAAGAUCGAGACCCGGGGCACCCGCUACCAGUACUGUGAUUUCCUGGUGAAGGUGGGCACAGUCACGAUGGGGCCCAGUGCGCGGGGCAUCUCCGUGGAGGUGGAGUACGGCCCCUGUGUGGUGGCUAGUGACUGCUGGAGCCUGCUGCUCGAGUUCCUGCAGAGCUUUCUGGGCAGCCACACACCAGGGGCUCCUGCAGUGUUUGGGAACAGACACGACGCCGUCUAUGGCCCAGCAGACACCAUGGUCCAGUACAUGGAACUCUUCAACAAGAUCCGCAAGCAGCAGCAGGUGCCAGUGGCUGGGAUUCGGUAGCGACUGGCAGGUUCCAGCUGAGCCACACCAGGGCCCCGGACCUCAGAACCAGAGAGACAUGAGAGCGCCUCUCCCUCUGCGUCCCAGCCGUGGCUGUGUUCUGGGCUCUGCACUCCCUCCCCGUUACCCGCAAGCCUCCAGCAGCUGCUCUACCGGAUUUGGCCUGUCCUCAAGAACAGUAAUUAGGAAGCAUGGAGAUGCUUGGACCUCUGUUGCUUUAGGGGAAAGGUAGGACAGGGUGUUCCUACCCCAGCUUUGAGGGUUUGCCCCAGGUCCAGGGGCCAUGCUGUGUUGAGCCCCUCCUGGAGGUAGAGGGAGGAACAGCUGACAGGGUGGCUCUGUUUUUGUGACCUGUCAGCUGUAGUGAUUUGGGGGAACUGACUUUCCAAGGGUGUGGCCUGAGUCCUUUGAGCUCUCUCACAUCUCCCUUUGGUUGUGAAUUACAUGAAUACACAGGCUAAGUUAUUGUAACAGAAUCAAAAGGACAUGGCUUUCACUGGGGGGCUGGGGAUUUAGCUCAGCGGCAAAGCGCCUGCCUAGCAAGUGCACGGUUGUGAGUUCGAUUCCUGGUACCGGAAGAAAAAACAAACAAACAAAAAAAGGACAUGGCUUUCACUAGAUAGAAGUUUAGCUUCUUUUGUUGACAUUUCAGAGGUCAGCAAGAGGCCAAGGUAGAUUUAAUUCUGCAAGGUCAUCAGGUACUCUGUUUUCUUAAUCUUACUUAGCCACCCCCAGGAUGUUGUCCUUACCUACAAGGCCAGAGUAGACGUUUAAGCUCCACAUCCACAUUCUGUUAGGGAAACAGAAAAGCUCUCUCCCUUUCCCCUCCCUUCCCUUCUUUCCUUUUCUCUUCUUUCCCUCUUUCUUUUUUUUUUUUUU
Chinchilla lanigera (long-tailed chinchilla) is the source of this 1752-nucleotide messenger RNA. RefSeq names its product mediator complex subunit 20 (gene Med20). Lineage: Eukaryota; Metazoa; Chordata; Mammalia; Rodentia; Chinchillidae. Gene Ontology annotation, biological process: regulation of transcription by RNA polymerase II. The record is from RefSeq and is a predicted model, not a curated record. Gene Ontology annotation, cellular component: mediator complex. The transcript has 5 exons. Bases 259 to 873 code for a protein of 204 amino acids. Gene Ontology annotation, molecular function: transcription coactivator activity.